Molecule: messenger RNA, 2048 nt
Organism: Arabidopsis arenosa
Lineage: Eukaryota; Viridiplantae; Streptophyta; Magnoliopsida; Brassicales; Brassicaceae
Source: the annotation of a GenBank genome assembly
GAAAUAAACCAAAACCGAGCCACUACUCAAUUUUGAGAUUUAGGGUUUAUGGUUAAGCAUAAGUCACCAGAUAAAUAGAAAGUUUUCUGGAGAGGGAUUAGUUUAGUCGCUUUGCUUUCUCCAAGAGAAUUUUCAGAGAAAAAGGUUUGACGAACAUUGCGGCUAUGGCGGCGAAUCUCCAAGACGGUGUUUCCGAUGACUUUGACUACGAACAUUGGUCUCCAAUGGCGGAAACUAGACUGAUGGAGAAUGGAGUUUGGGAUGUUGUUCAAAACGGAGUCUCGCCAAAUCCAACGAAGAUUCCACAGUUAGCGGCGACUAUUAAGGCCGUAGAUCUAGCGCAAUGGAGAAAUCGUGUGAUUGAAGACAACAAAGCGCUUAAGAUAAUGCAAUCUUCUCUCCCAGAUUCGGUUUUCAGGAAGACUAUCUCGAUUGCUUCGUCCAAGGAUCUUUGGGAUUUGCUCAAAAAAGGUAACGAUAACGAAGAAGCUAAGCUACGUAGAUUAGAGAAACAAUUAGAAAAGCUUAUGAUGUAUGAAGGAGAACCAAUGGAGUUGUACUUGAAGAGAGUUGAGGAAAUCAUUGAACGGUUCUUUGUUUGGGAAAAUCCGAUAUCGGAUGAUAAGGUUAUCGCCAAGCUGUUAAUUUCGCUGCCACGGUCAUAUGAUGAUUCUAUUCCUGUGUUGAAGGAAUUCAUGACUUUGCCUGAUCUGACUCAUCGCGAUCUUCUUAAGGCUUUUGAAUUGUUUGGAUCACAUCCUGAAACUAUGCCUCAGGAGUUGAUGAAGUUCAUUAACAUUCUUAGAAAAGCCCACUCUGAUCGGUUGCCGUGUAGUGGGUACGAUAAGAACAAUCCCAACAAAGAUGCUAAGCUACUUAGAUUAGAGAAGCAAUUCGAGAAGCUUAUGAUGUAUGACGGAGAAUCAAUGGAUUCUUACUUGGAGCGAGUUUUGGAUAUCAUUGAACAGUUCCGCGCUUCGGGAUAUCCGAUAUCCGAUGAUGAUGUUAUCGCGAAGCUGUUAACUUCGCUGUCAUGGCCAUAUGAUGAUGCUAUUCCUGUGUUGGAGGAACUCAUGAAUUUGCCUGAUAUGACUCCUCAUGAUCUUCUUGGGGUUUUGGAGAUACAUGGAUCACAUCCUGAAACUAUGCCUCAGGGGUUGAAGGAUUUCGUUAAAAGUCUUAGAAAAGCCAAGGCUGAGCAGAUGUGGUGUGGCGUGUGCAAGAAGUACAAUCACUACCAAGAAGACUGUUAUUACAACCCUAGGGUAGUGAACUUGAGUGGAGGAAGAGGCCACUGCUUUCAAUGUGGAGAAAUUGGGCAUUAUGCUAGAGAUUGCUACAACACAAGGAAUCUGCAACCCGCGGCGACACUACAAGCUCGGAAGAGAGAAGUCAAAGAUUGUUUCACUUAUGAUGAGGAUAUGUGGAUGAUAUACACCACCACUGAGAAUCACAUGACUCCAUAUGAGAAGUUUUUCACAUCUUUGGACAGAACAUACAGAGGUGGGGUUCAAUUAUCGGACGGGAAUGUUGUCAUGGUAGAAGGGAUAGGAGAUGUCAAGUUCAUGAUGAAGGGAGUGAAGAUGACAAUCAUGGAUGUGCUUUUCGUUCCACGGAUCAACAAAAACGUUUUGAGUUUUAGUCGGAUGAAAAAGAGAGGCUAUUCAAUGGAAAUGGAAGGAGGUGAGUGCACUAUUAGGGAUGAGGCAGGGAAAAUAUUUGUUAAAACCAUGCGGGAAAAGAGAGGCAUUGCUCUGCGUUUGCAGGUGAUUGAAAGGUAUUCACUUUGAAUAAAUUUGGUAGUAGACUUACUCUUUAGGUGGACAUUUCAAGUCUUUUAUGUGGUUUCAGUUUGGAUUUAUUCGUCUUAGAAAGCUAAUUCUCAUAUUCUGCUACUGCAAUAUGAAUUAGUCCUGGUCUUUUAUUGGUUUUAAUCUAGCUUUUGGAAACUCUUUUGUACUCACUAUGCAUUGCUUUUGUCAAGUUUUGCUAUUGGUGAAAGGAGUCAAUUCUAGUUAACAACUUAACAAUGAAAGGGCUUUUAGUAA